AUGCGCCCCUGUACCGCCUCCUCAUGCUGCUGCCAGGCCUGUAAUCUGCCAUGGGCCCCCGUACCGACUCCUCAUGCUGCUGCCAGGCCCGUAAUCUGCCAUGGGCCCCUGUACCGCCUCCUCAUGCUGCUGCCAGGUCCAGAGUGUCUCAUGGGUCCCUGUACGGCCUCCCAUUGCUGCUGUCUCUAUCGCCACACUCUGCCAUGUGCCACUUUCAGGUCUCCUCACACUGCUGGUGGUUUCCAUUUUUGUCAUAGGGUGCUGUAUGGCCUCCCAUUGCUGCUGCCUCCACCGCCACACUGUGGCUCCACACUCUGGUUUUGGCCCCGUGACUGGCCAAAUGAGUGAAGUGUGCGGUGAUUCUAAGAUCGACGGCACUCAUCUGCAUGUCAUACUGCCUGACAGUAUUAUUUCUCUUCCCCAGCAGACUCCAGGGCAUUUAAAUUAAAGGUACAGUGUUCAGCACUAAUAUUA
This is a messenger RNA of Staurois parvus, 474 nucleotides long. The record is from the annotation of a GenBank genome assembly. NCBI's taxonomy places the organism in Eukaryota, Metazoa, Chordata, Amphibia, Anura, Ranidae.